Acomys russatus (golden spiny mouse) is the source of this 1570-nucleotide messenger RNA. RefSeq names its product sterile alpha motif domain containing 5 (gene Samd5). NCBI's taxonomy places the organism in Eukaryota, Metazoa, Chordata, Mammalia, Rodentia, Muridae. Gene Ontology annotation, molecular function: protein binding. The record is from RefSeq and is a predicted model, not a curated record. Bases 277 to 798 code for a protein of 173 amino acids. The transcript is spliced from 2 exons.
GGCGCGGAGCUGAGCCGCUCGCCCAGCCGCCAGUGCCCGCGAGCGCCGCGCCUGCUCAGGGAAUCCAGUUCGCUGCUAGACGCUUCUCGCUCAGGCUCGCUCUCUCCCCGGCUGCUUCCCAUGGCUUUGGCUCUGCAGCGGAAGCCUAUGCACUAACGGAGAAACUUUUCCAGCGGUUUCUUCUCCCCAUCCCUUUCCAAGAGAGGAUAAAAAGUUCCAAGAACUGGUGCCACCCGUGCCACUUGGGUACUCGCCGACGAGCUCCAAGUCUCAGCCAUGUGCACCAACAUAGUUUAUGAGUGGCUGAAAGCGUUACAGCUCCCGCAGUACGCCGAGUCCUUCGUGGAUAAUGGCUACGAUGACCUGGAAGUGUGCAAGCAGAUUGGAGACCCGGACCUGGACGCCAUCGGGGUGCUGGCUCCGGUGCACCGCCGGCGCAUCCUGGAGGCUGUGCACCGGCUGCGGGAACAGGACGCGGCCGCCGCCGGCCUUUACUUUACGCUCGAACCUCAGCCAGUGCCACCCGCACCGCAGGUGGACGCGGUGCCCCCAGGCCGCCGGGGGGAGCCAUGUGGAGGCUCAGCUCAGGGCUCUCGCGGGGACCCCCGUGGCCAGGCGAGCGCUCCCCGCAGCAGGGAGCUGGUGAGCUACCCUAAGCUGAAGCUGAAGAUCAUGAUCCGGGAUAAGCUGGUCCGAGAUGGCAUUCACCUGAGCAAGCCCCCGUACUCGCGCAAGGUCCCAAUGGCUGGCAUCCUAGAGUACUUAAUGAAUUGGCCGAAGUCAUCACAGAACCGCUAGAUAUCAAUUUUGAGAGCCCGUGGAGGACUGAUGAGGUGCUGAAGACUGGAAAAGGGCAAAUUUAGAACCUCCUUUCACAAAGGGAAUUGGAUGGUGACUCUGGAAACACUCAUCAGCUUAACUUGUUGCUUGGAAAAUUCUGGAAUAAUCAACUUAGUAAGCAAAGUUACUCAUGUGUAGUAGUUAGUAAUAGGGCAACAACACAUCGCCCAUGGAAGUACACGGAACCUGGUUUUUAAAGGGCACUCCAUGCGGGAAGAAGUCCAAUAUAUCUCUUGGAAUUUCUCUCCUUUGUUGUUUGAUUUUUUUCAUCAUAGUAGAUGGGGUUGACUAAGACUUGUGGGUAAUUUCUAACUUUAAGUAUACUAUAUAGAAGUAGGUUUCUUACAAUAGCUAAUUAAUGACAUCUUUUCCAAAAUAGCCUCUGUCUUGAGAAUAGUAACUUUCAUUUUAUAUUUUAACAUACAUGUUAUUUUUACUUCGUAUAGGGCUCUGUUUUCAUUAAGUUAUGAUAUUUCAUAUAAUUCUAUAUAAACUAGUUUGGUGAAGGAUUUCUUAUUUUAAGGACUGUAUAUAGUGAUUUCAUGUAAAAGAAUAACCCGAACAUUGGCAUAUUAAGGAAGAAACUAUUUUCUAACUUUUAAAAUUUAAGCUGGUGGAGGUAUGACUGUUACAUUGGGAGGACCAUGUCUUGAUGCAUAUCCACUGUUUAUAUCCUUCCUUGCCUGGAAGCUUCCUCAGCCUCCUCCUUCCUGAGUUGUCUUGUGUCUUU